UUAGAUUCCCCUGCCUCUCGUCACAGUGUUUUUUUUCCACUUCAUACUUUAUUUUCAGUAGGCGAGAAAUUUGGUGUCAACUCUUCCGGUGGUUGUUGCUCAGUUUCUGUUGUUUACAUUGGAACUCCCUUGCCCAAGAUGUCUAUCAUACCCUCGCUGCCCAAAUUGACUUCCCAGGAAUUAAUCGAUAAGUUCUGGGAGAAAAGAAUCGGCAAGAAUGCAUCCAAGAUAGCCAAACCACCCACCGUCCUCCCAAAAAACGUACUCACCCAAAUGGUAGGCAACAACAUGCCCCAAGGCAUCGUGACAGGCCGUCCCGUAACCGAAUCCUAUGACCACGCCGUCAAAGAGUGCGAGAUCAAAGUCCGCCAAAUCAUCGCAGAAUGCCGCCGGACCAACACCAAGUACUGCGAUCCGCACUUCGACCUCGAUGACAUGGAGUACUGCCUCACAGCGCUAUCUGGCAAGAAAGAUCCUCCUCUUUCACCACCAGUGGACACUGCCGUCACGUUUGAAGUCACGCAACGGGCUGUCUCGGCGGGUGAGCAGAUCUCCUGGGGAAACGUCCAGCCGGAUCAAGUAGGGCAGCAGGACGGACCGCCUCCUUCGUCGGGACCGGCGUGUGCGAAGAGGGUGGGUGCUAUUUUUGAGGAGCCGAAGUUUCAUGUUAAGAAGGAUGUGCAUGUUAAAGACCUCAGGCAAGGUGCAGAGGGAGAUUGCUGGUUCAUCGCUUCAUUGGGAUCGCUAUGUGUUGAAGAGCGGUUCUCGCAUCUCGUAGAGCGGAUCUGUCCGCCUCAGCUGCGAGAUGAGAAGGUUGGUGUCUAUGGAUUUGUGUUCCAUCGUGAUGGCGAGUGGGUCUCGGAGAUCAUUGAUGAUAAACUGUAUCUCUCUGCGCCGGACUACGACGAUUGCGAUGAUUCGCGACGAGCGGUUUGGGAUUCGGCGCAUUUCAGGCUGGAUCCUGAGGUGUCGAGGAAGUUGUAUAAGAAGACUUUUCAGACGGGAUCGGAUGCGUUGCAUUUCGCUAGUUGUGCGCACCCGCAAGAAACGUGGGUGCCGUUGCUGGAGAAGGCGUUUGCGAAGGCUCAUGGUGAUUUUGAAGCUAUUGCUGGUGGGUGGCCCGGUGAAGGUGUGGAGGAUCUUACGGGUGGGAUCACGACUGAGAUUGUUUCGGCAGAUAUUCUGGAUCGGGAUCAGCUUUGGACGGAAUCGUUCUUGAAUGUCAAUAAGGAGUUUCUUUUCGGCGCGGGAACUAGACAUUAUGGAAGCAGUUCUGAAGACCGAGCUGGCGGGAGACAGGGUAUUCAAGAUGGACAUGCAUACUCCGUUCUCAGAGCAGUGGAGUAUAAAGGGGAGCGUCUCCUCAUGGUCAAGAACCCUUGGGGUGACACUGAGUGGAAUGGUCGAUGGAGCGACGGCUCGAAAGAAUGGACGCCUGAAGCCCUGAAAGAGCUCGAUUUCACAUUUGGCAACGAAGGUAUUUUCUGGAUGCCAUAUGAGAGUUUCCUGGAACGAUUUGUCGAGAUCUGGAGAGCUAGGCUGUUCACUGAAGAUUGGAACGUGUCGCAGCAUUGGACUACGAUCCAAGUUCCCUGGUCAGGCGAUUACAAUGACACCGAGUUCGAAUUUGUGCUUACUGAGCCCACAACUACCGUCAUCGUGCUCUCUCAACUUGAUGGUCGGUAUUUCGGUGGGUUGACAGGCCAGUACUCUUUCAAUCUCGCUUUCCGACUCCACAUGGCCGGCCAAAGCGAUUACGUUGUCCGAGGAUAUUCCAGUGGCGAAAGAUCUGCUGUUGCGGAAGUUGAUCUCGAGCCGGGCACUUAUCGUGUACUGCUACAGAUUGAGGCGUUUCGACGAUCUUAUAGACCCAAGAUUGAAGAUGUUGUGAAGGAAAAUUGGCUGGAAAGAAGAGAUAAGUUGAUUCGCAUUGGGCUGUCGUAUGAUUUGGCGCAUGCGAAGGGGAAGAUUGAGGAGAAGGUGGUGCCGAAGAAAGUUGAGGAAAAGAAAGAGGAGGGAAAAGGGGAGGAGAAGAAACUAGGGGAAAAGAAUGUGGAAGAGGAGAAAGCCGAAGCCACCAAACUCGCUGAGAAACAAGUGGAAGAAAUGAAACCAAAAGACAGUUCUAAAGCAUCUGAUGCCACUUCAUCCACAGAACCCGAAUCCAAACCAGCUGCCGACGAACCUACUCAUCACCAAUCCAGCCAUCCGGGGGAAGAAUCUUUAGGCGGAUUCGGCGCAGAACCUAAUGCUCCACCCCCACCUCCAGCUCCAGCACACGACGAUGAUUCAGACGACGAAGACGGAGAAGGUGAUGAUGCGCCUUGGAACGCACCACUGGUCGUCAGUUUGAGAGUUUUCUGUCACAAAACAGCAGCGACAAUUAAAGUGAUUAGGAAUGAUGCGGAGGAAGUGACGGCCGAGAUGAAGCCGGGUUUGGAUGUUGAUGAUCCGGAGAAAGAUGCUACGAAGGUUGUUGUGGCUGAACAGACGGAUGGGGAAAAAGAGGCGGGUGUCGAGGCUGGGAAGAAGGUGGAUUUGACGCUGCAGCCAAAGGCUGUGUGAACACUUAUGACCGAGUUGAGAGGUUUGAUUCUGUACAAUUGGCAAUGAAACCUUGAUCGAUGUUGCUCAGAACAGCUGAUUCCAAGGUCACUUAAAACAUUUUUUUCUCCUGCUCUGGCUUCUUGCCACUACCAAAAAGUAUUGGCCCGCAAUGAUAUCGAUGUUUCUCCACUCUAUUAAUUCUCGUCCUUUCAAACAUUUCCAACUAACUCCUCGUGUGAAGAAUAUAGGCGGAGCUGAAACCUUGCAGGUGAAUAUCAUGAAGAAGAAGUUUUUGAUAUCACAGACAGGAUUGUCGUUCCCUUACUGAAAGUACGACGCACAUGAACACGGCGCAGAUCUCGCUAAGGAAUUGUAUGCAGAGAUGCACUAUUGGUAAUGGCCGAUACCACAUGAUAGGUGAUACUGAGGAUCUGGAACCUGUGUUCUGGAUCUGUCAAUGCAGCUGGGUUCUUCAGGAGAACUUCACUGCCUAAGAUGGAUAUGCUACAGUUAGGAUUACUAUCGCUGAGAUGUUGUUAAAUGGGAAAAACCCUUUCCCAAAAAACAUAGUUAUGCAUCGAUAUUUGGUUGGAGAUAAAGAGACAUCUUCGCUUAAUGUCAUAUGAUAUGAACAUGUGGGAGAAAUCGGACCGGAAAAUUAAAGAAUGGAUUUGAGUUUGAUUUCGUGCUGGAAUUUGGAUGGUGCGAUAUGUACUCGUGAUGUUUCGCCCAAUGUCAAUAUUUGAAAAGGCAUAUACAUGGUCUCAGAUGGUCUCUACAAGGAAUUAGCCGUAAC
Cadophora gregata is the source of this 3343-nucleotide messenger RNA. It is a transcript of the gene CAPN9, whose product is annotated as calpain 2, (m II) large subunit. The transcript has 3 exons. Gene Ontology annotation, cellular component: cytoplasm. The record is from RefSeq and is a predicted model, not a curated record. NCBI's taxonomy places the organism in Eukaryota, Fungi, Ascomycota, Leotiomycetes, Helotiales, Ploettnerulaceae. Gene Ontology annotation, molecular function: calcium-dependent cysteine-type endopeptidase activity. Bases 139 to 2565 code for a protein of 808 amino acids. Gene Ontology annotation, biological process: proteolysis.